This is a messenger RNA of Drosophila nasuta, 1102 nucleotides long. It is a transcript of the gene Gr89a, whose product is annotated as Gustatory receptor 89a. The record is from RefSeq and is a predicted model, not a curated record. Bases 1 to 1101 code for a protein of 366 amino acids. Gene Ontology annotation, cellular component: membrane. Lineage: Eukaryota; Metazoa; Arthropoda; Insecta; Diptera; Drosophilidae. Gene Ontology annotation, biological process: sensory perception of taste. The transcript has 2 exons.
AUGCCACACUUGCCACACUUUGGGGCACUCGGUCUGCUUCUGCUGCUGCGCCUGUGGCAGCUGCUGGCGCUUGCUCCGCUCAGCUAUAUUAGUGGGCGUGGCGCACGCCCACGGCGCCUGGUCACCUCGCUGGCCACAAUAAAGUGGCUUGCACUAUUGACGCUCUCACCGCUGUUGGUGCAACAGAGUGUGGCACUCUACGACGCCACCAACGUGAAGCCAUCGCCGCUCUUCAGACGCAUCGCGCUGGCCACGAUGGCUGGCGAUUUGGGUAUCUCGCUAGCCAUGCUGGGCACCCACCUCUGGCAACGCCGUCGCCUGAUGCAGUUGAUCAAUGGCUUGGCCAGAUUGCAGGCAAAGGUUCGUCUGAGUCGUCGAGCAACUCUGCUGCUGUGGGGCAAGUUGCUGCUGUCGCUCUACGAGCUGCUCUGCAACGAGCCUUUUCUGCGUCAGAAUGCCGCUCAUCUACCCUGGUUGCAACUGCUCGCUUAUGGCUUGCAACUGUACGUGCAACACAUGAGCAGUGUCUUUGGCAAUGGCAUCUUUGCUGGCCUGCUGCUCAUUCUGGCCAGCAUGGAGCAACUGGAGCUGCAGUGGGAACAGCUCUACCUGGACAAAUCCCAGCACUGGCGUCUCCUCCGUGCAGAGCAACGUUUGCUGCGGGUUUGCCAGGAUUUUGUUGGCGUCUUUCAACUCGGAAUGUUUCUGCUCGUGAUUGGCAACUUUAUCAACAUUCUGGCCAACAUGUAUGCCUACAUGUUCUACUUUGUGGAGCAGCACGGCAUCCCUCUGACCAUCUCAAACUACUGUGCAAUUGUUGCCAUCCAGCUGUAUGCCGUCAUCCUGGCCACGCAUCUCUGCCAGCUUCGCCAUCGGCGACUGCGCAGCUGCUGCCUGGAACUACGCUAUUCCCCUCCAGAACUAACAUUGGAGCAAGCUGUGCUACCAACUCCAUUGUUCUUUUGGCCUCUGGACACCGUACAGUUCUCCGUUCUGGGCCUCUUCAAUCUGGACAACGGUUUUUGGCUCUUUCUCGUUUCGUAUGCAGCCAACUUCAUCGUCAUCAUCUUGCAGUUCACCUUGGAGCACAUGAAGCGCUGAA